Scophthalmus maximus (turbot) is the source of this 2366-nucleotide messenger RNA. RefSeq names its product B-cell receptor CD22. Lineage: Eukaryota; Metazoa; Chordata; Actinopteri; Pleuronectiformes; Scophthalmidae. The transcript has 7 exons. The record is from RefSeq and is a predicted model, not a curated record. Bases 322 to 1626 code for a protein of 434 amino acids.
AAACAACUCGGUUCCAUGUGUAUUUUUCUUUCCUUCUUUCUUUUAUUUUUUAAACACAUCUGGUGAGGAAAAAGUUAAGACUUGUUUUAUUUCGUAGUUCUUCAACUUGAUUUUUAAUUUUGGUUAUUGUUCCGUGUGCGGAGACAGACUUUAUUACCACACUCAUGAUGUGGUCAUGAAAAUCAGCUUGUGUUAGGCAAGUUCCUGUGAGGAGCCGAGAUGGGGAAGUAAGUUUUGUGACUUUCCUAUUUUGAAAACUGAAAAGUGAUAUUGUUCUGCUGGUCGAACCGGAGAAGAGGUUGUGUUUUUCCCCAUGAGGCCAUGGAGAUGGUCAGCGUGUUUCUGAGUCUCCUCUUUGUUUCAGGUGCUGCGGUUACUUGUCCUAAUAAAGGUCAUAUCAAUGUUCAUGCUCCGCGGUCGAUGGAGGCGCUGAGUGGAUCCUGUCUGCGGAUCCCGUGUAGCUUCACUUCUGCAGAAACACUAGAGUUCAAGGCAGGAACCUUCGGCGUGUGGAUUAAAAAAGACUCCAGAUUUGCAUCAUUUCCAAACAACGUGAUCUUCAACGGCAGCAGUCCAGUCAACACCUAUCAACUGGAGAUCACUGGAGAACUGAGGGAGAAGAACUGCACCACUGUCAUUUACAAUUUAACCAGGAGCCACUCGGACAGUUACUUCUUCAGAAUCGAGAGCGAAGCUUUCAAAGCAACGGCUGCUUGUGAUCCUCUUCAAAUAAACGUCAAAGAUUCUGCUCCGAGCCCCAGCAUUGAAAAGUCCGGUGGCGAUCUGAAGGAACAGGAGUCUCUGACUCUAACCUGCUCGGCUCCCACUCCCUGUCCACACUCGCCUCCCAAACUCACCUGGCUCGACCCACGAGGCCCUCGAUUAGAGGAAAACUCUGACGGAACCUUUACGACUAAACUCCGGCAGAUCAUCACUCUGUCAGACGAACAUGACGGAUACAACAUCACCUGCUCGGCCAGUUAUCCUGUGAGCGGGGGCACGGUCGAGGCGGCUCCAGCUGUACUGACUCUCAGUGUUUCAUACGCUCCCAAGGACACGCUGGCGUCCUCGGCGUCAGCCGGUGGCCGGGUGAUCCUGACCUGCUCCAGCAGAGCCAACCCGCCCGUCAGCCACUUCGCCUGGUUCAAGAAGAGCUCGGACGGAGCCGCGAACGUGUCGGCCGGAGUCGUUUACAACGUCAGCGCCGCAGAUGGAGGAGUUUAUUUCUGUCAGGCCACCAAUGACCUGGGCAGCGAGAAGUCAGCAGAGAUCCGUCUGACUGAUAAAGGAGAACCUCUGCGAUGGGAAGUGCUCCUCGGAGGGAUCGUUGGGAUCGUCCUCGUCGUCUGCUCCGUUGUCUUAGUUUGGCGUUUGAGGUCAACACGUCCGACAGCACAACAGACUCAGAGUCUAACGGGACAAGACCUGGCCGCCAAAGAGUCCGCCAGUAAAACAGGAGAGGAAAACAUCCAGUACGGUCAGAUCAACUUCUCCAAGGUGGGAGCUGAGCCGUCCCGGGACCUGCAGCAGCAGCCCGACACGGUGUACGCACAGGUCAAAGUGUCGCACAGAGCAAACAGCUCCACUCAGGCUGCUGACGAGGACCUCUACGCUCAAGUGAAGUGAAAAUGAGUUUUUGUGAAGACGAAGAUAGAAUUCAUAUGCUGGAAAAAGGACGUUUUCACUACAAAGACGAUCAGCGACCGUACACAAAGACGAUCACUGACUGUAUAUAAAGAUGACGACACGUCUCUUCUUCCUAUAAUUGAACAAACAUGAAGCUAUAAUAUCUUGUGCCGGUGGCGUCGUGUGGGAUUAGAGUCUGUGCAGUAUUGAUCGUGUCGAGGCCCUGCCCACACACACACUCUCGACCAAUCACGAGUCAGUGUCAGCUGUCAAUCGUGACGUCUCAUCCCCAUUUUUAUAUCAUCAAACAACUGAUGAGAAGCAAAGUGAUCAGAAACAUGAACACGUGAACAAACAUCAGUGAUAAGAACGACCUCACAUGACAUGGAGGGGGCGGGGCUUAUGACCUGUACUGCAGCCAGACACUAGGGGGCGAUAGAGAUGAUGAUCUCAUCUUCAUUUACAGUCCACGUCGUCAGUCGUACUCCAAUGCUAACAGUGGUUAUGUAGCGAAAACUUACCUUUAUUUAUUGCAGUGUGCUAAAAAUAAGCUUCUUCAAAAUAUUCACAAAGCACAAAAUUCUUCACAUUUAUUUCAUCUUAUGCAUUUUGUAUGAUUAAUGUUGCAAUAGUAUUAUAUUUAAUAUAUAAAUGAGGCUCUUGUUUCCUUUAAUUGACAUUGGCAUUUUUCAUGCUGUUUGAAGGCUGUAGCUGUACCAAUAAAGUUUAUUAAAAUGAUA